Molecule: messenger RNA, 3543 nt
Organism: Betta splendens (Siamese fighting fish)
Lineage: Eukaryota; Metazoa; Chordata; Actinopteri; Anabantiformes; Osphronemidae
Product: anoctamin-9
Exons: 26
Coding region: 542-2875 (777 amino acids)
Biological process (GO): chloride transmembrane transport
Cellular component (GO): plasma membrane
Molecular function (GO): chloride channel activity; protein dimerization activity
Source: RefSeq, a predicted model, not a curated record
CUGGAAUUUACAGUUGGAGAAUGACUACACAAAAUCCUGAAAAGCAAACUACCACCACGAAACACUCGACGCGGGCGCUUUAUUUGAGGCAAGGCUUCCGCGUACGUCUACCAGGCUGAAGCGAGCCGACGCGUGUAGGAUGAUUCAGCCUCAGCCAAGCGCCGCGGUCCAACCCAGCGCGUCUGCUUCCAUCUAGCGGCCGCUGACGGACGCGGGCGGCAUCGAGAAGGCGGAGGCGACGACAACAUGCCAUUCCAUCGCACCUGACGAGCCCGCAUCCCGGCGGUGCCGUGUCCGCGCGACAGCCCCGACGCACAAAGGAGACGCGCUGCGUUGCGCUCGCUCGCCCGCCCGCCGCGCCGCCGCACGGACGGAACGUGGGACGAGGUGGCGGCCGCGGGGACCAGCGCCGCUCGCGCCGAUAGCAACAGCUCGGCGUGUCCGUGAGCGCACCGAGGUGGUCUGGGGAUCAGUGGCUGGUGACUGGGGCUUUCUUAUACUACGGACAAUCACCUGCAUCUGCAGAUCAGAGCGCUCCGCCAUGCCCGGUGGCCACAGGAGGCAGCCCAGCAUUGAGCUGCUAGAAAUCAUAGGAGUGAUAAAGGAGAAUGGCAACGAACAGACGUCACUUCCUCCCGUGCAUACUCCACUGUCAUACGACUACGUGCUUGUCGCCAAAACACGAGAUAACCCGGAGCGAGAGGUUCUGAAGAAGCAGGUUGAAUACAUAGAAGAACUAAAAAAAAAGAACAUCAGAGUUACAAAAAUCAUUGAUGACGACCUGGUCUUUUACGGGAUCCAAGCGCCUAAAGAAAUCUUUGAGAAGUACAGGUAUCUGCUCAAAGUGUCUGACGCCUGCAACUGGAGUUCAGAUCAGAACAUCGUGCCCCUCAGCACCAGGAUAAGGAUCGUCCACUUCAUCUUGAAUCACACCCAUAUACACUCAGGAGAGAGUCUGCGUGAGUUGAUGAAGGCCAGGGUUUUUGAGGCCAGAUUCUGCCUACAUGAGAAAAAGAAGCAGAGAGAACUGACGGAGAGCUGGGCACGGUGGACAGCCUGUCUCCAAGGGCAACCCAUAACUGCUGUCAGGAACUACUUUGGGGAGAAGGUGGCCCUGUACUACCUGUGGCUGGGCUGGUACACAUUCCUGCUGAUCCCUCCCGCCAUCAUCGGGAUCAUCGUCUUCCUCUAUGGCCUCGCCUUCUUCAACAGCUCCCCCCUCAUAAAGGAGGUCUGCGAAGCGGACACCGUCAUGUGCUCACUCUGCGACCAGUGCCAAACGUGGCAGCUCUCCGACACCUGUGCAUACGCCAAGAUCAGUUUGCUGUUUGACAACUACGGCACAGUGUUCUUCGCAAUGUUCAUGGCCGUGUGGGCAACACUGUUUCUGGAGUUCUGGAAGAGACACCGCGCUUCCUUUGUUUGUGAAUGGAAAGUAUCUGAUUGGUGUGAAGAGGAGGAGGAAUUGAUCUUGGAAAUUGUGAACGACGCACAGUGUCAACCCAAAAAACACAAACACUCCUAUGUGCGGAGCACGUUGGUAUUAGUCUUUGUCACAGCUAUGAUAGUGGUGAUCAUUGGUCUGACGCUUGUCUUGGUGGUGUUCAGGGCGCUCGCAGCAGCGUUCUUCACCAAGACGUCCUGGGAUUUUCUGAUUAAUAAUGCAAAUAUGGUGGCAAUGAUGCUCGGAGCUGUCCUUCAUUACCUCAUUAUCACCAUCAUGACCCGGAUUAACCGGAUGGUAGCCAUGAAACUCUGCGAAAUAGAGGAAACGCGGUCGUUUGCUGCCACGGAGAAAAGUUUCACUGUCAAGAUGUUCACCUUCCAGUUCUUCACUUACUUCUCGUCCCUCUUCUACGUUGCCUUCUUCCUUGGCCGCAUAAAUGGCCAUCCUAGUGGGUAUGUGCGAAUUGCAGGCGAAUGGAGGCUGGAGGAGUGCCACCCCAGUGGAUGUUUAACAGACCUCUUCAUCCAAAUGGCGAUUAUAAUGGUACUGAAGCAAACCAUCAGCAACGUCUUUGAAUUCAGCGGCCCCUGGUUCUCCAGGUGGUUGAAGAGGAGAAGAACCAAGAGGCUGCAGAGGAAAUGUGCCCACUGCUACCUGAAGGAUGACUCAGAGGCCAAGGACGGGGCGGAGCUGUGCGAUAUCUGCAAGCUUCGAGACUGGCUCAGCAACUACCGCCUCAAUGACGUGGACUCCUUCAGCCUGUUCAAUGAGUUCCUGGAGAUGGUGAUCCAGUUCAGCUUCACGACCAUAUUUGUGGCAGCGUUUCCACUUGCUCCUCUGCUAGCGCUCCUUAAUAAUGUUAUAGAGAUACGCUUGGAUGCCAUUAAGAUGGUGACGCUUGAGCGCAGAAUGGUACCCAAGAAAACCAACGACAUUGGAGUGUGGAUUGACGUGUUGGAGGCCAUUGGCGUCUUAGCUGUCAUUGCCAAUGGACUGGUGAUUGGCGUGUCCUCGGACUUCAUCCCUCGCCUGGUGUACCGCUACCGCUACGGCCCGUGUGCCAACGGCACCGUCUCAGAUAUUGACUGCAUGGCUGGUUACAUCAACAACACGCUCUCCAUUGCACGAAUAGAUCCCAAGUUCACAAACGAGUCUAAUGAAGGAAUAAUGAAGACUCCUACUGGCUUGAAUGUCACUUAUUGCAGCUACAGGGACUACAGGAGCAGCGAGGACUACAGUCUCACCCCACAGUUCUGGCUGAUCUUAGCUGUGCGCUUCGCAUUUGUCAUCCUGUUUGAGCAUGUUGUCGUCAUAUUCAAAUUUGUUGCGGCCUGGUUUGUACCGAGCGCUCCGAUGCAGGUCAAGAAUGACAGACUCUUUGAUAAACUUGAAAGAUUAAAAGAGGAACUAAGGUCGUUUGACAUGUGACGGUAUUCGAGUCUGUAGAACAUCAUCUUUGCUGAGAAGAUGAACCUGAUGUUCCUGUGAGCAUUAGGACUAUCACAGUGUUGAAUCAACUUCAAAGCUAUUAAUUAUCCCUGUGAAGAGUUCACAUAGAGGUCUUUCAUGUUUACAGUCGAACGUUAAGUGCUGCUUAUCUGACUUUGCAUCCGUGAUGGACACUGAGAGGUUUGAGGCAGAGCAAGUGUACAGUGACUGACCAUUUUUUUCAUGAGACUGUCCUUAUUUUACUGCACUGACAGCAUGCUGUAGGAUCUCUUUAUUUUUUAGUUGUGUUUUUAAUGAACGGCUUAAGAUUUGCUACUGCAAAUACAGUACCACUUGUGCUACAAUGUUGCCUUAUAUUGUACAAAGCGCUGUGAUGAUUGUUGCAUUUAUUGCAGGUAGACUGUAAAGAUGUCAGGCCUUGGAAUGUUUUGUAUUGUAGUACAGUAUUUUAUACUAAUGAAGAGAAGAAAAAAAAUGUCCUCUACUACCUUCUAAGUAAUUUUUUCUCACAUUAUAAUUAUAAUUCCUAAAUUAUAGAUUUAAGAAAUAUUCAGAGCAAUGUCUUUUAUAUUGUAUUUACAGUAUUUAAGUGUUAGCUACAUUUAUGUCAGUGCUGUUCUGUUGAAGACGUUAAAGCCAUGACCUCA